Messenger RNA from Salvia splendens (bonfire salvia), 1548 nucleotides. Its product is annotated as cytochrome P450 81Q32. Gene Ontology annotation, molecular function: oxidoreductase activity, acting on paired donors, with incorporation or reduction of molecular oxygen; iron ion binding; monooxygenase activity. Bases 1 to 1524 code for a protein of 507 amino acids. The record is from RefSeq and is a predicted model, not a curated record. NCBI's taxonomy places the organism in Eukaryota, Viridiplantae, Streptophyta, Magnoliopsida, Lamiales, Lamiaceae. The transcript has 3 exons.
AUGGAGACACUACAAAUUCUCAUAUACCUCCCACUAAUAUAUGCCCUCUACAUCUUCACAAACCACCUCCUCCACAAGCUCCAAAACCUCCCCCCUUCCCCACUCCUCUCCUUCCCCCUCCUCGGCCACCUCCCCCUCCUCGAAAAGCCCUUGUACCGCUCCCUCGCCGCCCUCUCAGCCCGCCACGGCCCCGUCCUCCUUCUCCACUUCGGCUCCCGCCACGUCCUCGUCGUCUCCACCCCCUCCGCCGCCGAGGAAUGCCUCUCCAAAAACGACAUCACCUUCGCUAACCGCCCCCGCAUCCUUGCCGGAAAACACAUCGGCUACGACUACACCUCCCUCGCCUGGACCUCCUACAGCCAGCACUACCGAAACCUCCGCAAGAUCUGUACCACUGAAGUCCUGUCCGCUCAGCGGCUGCAGACGCUUCAGUGGAUCAGGGCGGACGAGGUCCGGACCACGGUCCGGGCCUUGGUCCGAGGAGGCUCGGGCGAGCGGAGGCUGGUGGACAUGAAGACGGUGUUUUUCGAGCUGACGAUGAACGUGAUGAUGAGGAUGAUCGCGGGGAAGAGGUAUUAUGGAGCGGAGGUGGAGGACGAGGAGGAGGCGCGGCGGUUUAGGGAGAUCACGACGGAGACGAUGCAUCUGGCGACGUCGCAAUUGGGGGAUUUUGUGCCGGUGGCGAGUUGGCUGGGGAUUGGAGGGGUAGAGAAGGCGAUGGUGGAGUUGAAGGAGAGGAGUAAGGUUUUUAUGCAGGAGCUGGUGGAGGAGAGGAAGAGGAAUUGCGGUGGCGGCAGAGAUGGGGAGGAAAGGAGGAUGAAGACGAUGAUUGAAAUGCUGCUGGCGUUGCAGGAGAAGGAGCCUGAGUAUUAUACAGAUGAUAUUAUAAGAACACUUAUGCUGGUGAUGCUAGUCGCCGGCACCGACACAUCAGCCGGAACGACGGAAUGGGCCCUCUCUCUCCUCCUCAACAACCCCGACGCCCUCCGCAAAGCCCAAGCCGAGAUCGACGCCCGCGUCGGCCACGGCCGCCUGCUCGACGAAUCGGACAUCGCGGACCUCCCGUACCUCCGGUGCGUCAUCAACGAGACGCUCCGGAUGUUCCCGCCCGGCCCGCUGCUGAUCCCCCACGAGUCCUCCCAGGAGUGCGUCGUGGGAGGGUACCGCGUGCCGGCCGAAACGAUACUGCUGGUCAACGUGUGGGCCCUGCACAACGACCCCAAGAGCUGGGUCGAACCCCGCGAAUUCAGGCCGGAGCGCUUCGAGAAGCUAGACGGCUAUCGAGACGGAUUCAAGCUGAUUCCGUUUGGCGCGGGGAGGCGAGGGUGCCCGGGCGAGGGGCUCGCCGUGCGGAUAGUGGCGUUCGCGCUGGGCGCGCUUCUCCAGUGCUUUGAUUGGGAGAGGCCCGGGGAGGAGUUGAUCGAUAUGACCGAGGGCCCCGGGUUGACCAUGCCGAGGGAGAACCCGCUGAUGGCGUAUUAUAGGGCCCGCCCCGUAGCGGCCGGGCUUCUGGCUUGUAUAUGAGUGGGGAAAAGGGUUGUUGGAGUA